Peromyscus eremicus (cactus mouse) is the source of this 1005-nucleotide messenger RNA. Its product is annotated as dehydrogenase/reductase SDR family member 4. The transcript is spliced from 8 exons. The record is from RefSeq and is a predicted model, not a curated record. Lineage: Eukaryota; Metazoa; Chordata; Mammalia; Rodentia; Cricetidae. Gene Ontology annotation, molecular function: carbonyl reductase (NADPH) activity. The coding region runs from base 134 to 973 and encodes 279 amino acids. Gene Ontology annotation, biological process: retinal metabolic process. Gene Ontology annotation, cellular component: peroxisome.
UCCCUUUGCCCCGGACCCUUGCGAAACAAGUCCUGUAAGUUGGGGCUGGCAGGCAGGGGAGGCAGGACGCUCUAGACCGCCCUCCCGCCCUUGAAUCCGUCCCGCCCCCAGCAGAGUUCAACCCAGCCCCACUAUGCAGAAAGCGGGACUGCUGCUAGGUGGCUGGACUCGAGCGUGGAGGUGGGUGAGAAUGGCCAGCUCCGGGGUGACUCGCCAAAACCCACUCGCGAAUAAGGUGGCCCUGGUCACUGCCUCCACCGACGGGAUUGGCUUCGCCAUCGCCCGACGUCUGGCUGAGGAUGGGGCCCACGUGGUCAUCAGCAGCCGCAAACAGGAGAAUGUGGACCGUGCUGUGGCAACGCUGCGGGGAGAGAGGCUGAGUGUGACUGGCAUCGUGUGCCACGUGGGGAAGCCAGAGGAUCGAGAAAAGCUGGUAGCCACGGCUGUGAAGCUUCACCAAGGGAUUGAUAUCCUGGUCUCCAAUGCCGCUGUCAACCCUUUCUUUGGAAGCCUAAUGGAUGUCACAGAGGAGGUGUGGGACAAGGUUCUGAGCAUUAAUGUGACGGCUACGGCCAUGUUGAUAAAAGCGGUGGUGCCAGAAAUGGAGAAACGAGGAGGCGGCUCGGUGGUGAUCGUGGGUUCCGUAGCAGGCUUCACUCCAUUCCCUGCUCUGGGCCCUUACAAUGUCAGUAAAACAGCUUUGCUGGGUCUUACUAAGAACUUCGCCGCAGAGCUGGCCUCAAAGAACGUUAGAGUGAACUGCUUGGCGCCUGGACUCAUCAAGACUCAGUUCAGCAGUGUGUUAUGGAAGGACAAAUCAAAAGAGGACAUCAUAAAAGAUAGCAUGAAAAUUAACAGGCUAGGCAAACCAGAGGAUUGUGCUGGCAUAGUUUCUUUCUUGUGCUCUGAAAAUGCCAGUUACAUCAAUGGCGAGACGGUAGUGGUUGGAGGAGGCACCCCUUCUCGCCUCUGAGGACCGCCUCUAAGGACCGAGAGACAGCCUAC